Salmo salar (Atlantic salmon) is the source of this 3344-nucleotide messenger RNA. The record is from RefSeq and is a predicted model, not a curated record. NCBI's taxonomy places the organism in Eukaryota, Metazoa, Chordata, Actinopteri, Salmoniformes, Salmonidae.
AACACCGGGAUGUAUCAUAGGAAAAAAUGGAAAUGACUGACUGAUCUACAAAUUACAUUGACACGUUAUUUAUGAUGCAAGGUGAUUUGUAGAUCACUCAGCCUCGACUUGCCUUUAAAAGUCGGCUGAAAUGACGAACGCUCCCGUUGUAACACUUUCACCAUUCCUGCGUAGACGCCCGCGAAUAGACAGUGUUUGUGCAUUACACGGGCUUGACUGUGGUUGCAUAUCUGUGGAUAGUUCAACUUCAAAGUAUCCGUUUACUUACUUAUUUUUAUCACCACAAUGCACAGAGUAAAGGUAGUUUUUGGUCAUUUAUCGCCACCGAACACGUUUAAAUCCCACAGUGAUCCUAUUGUUUCAGGGGCAGAAUGUAGAGCUUUAUCAGCCAGUCCAGAUGAUAUAGUGGUAGUCCACGGGCUGAGGACUGCUUUCGGCAAGGCUAAAAAAGGAUCUUUCAAGGACACCACUCCAGACGAGCUGUUGAGUUGCGUGAUGACAGCGGUCCUGGUAGAUGUGGGAUUGUCACCUGAGAGACUAGGAGACAUCUGUGUGGGUAAUGUUCUGCAGCCUGGAGCUGGUGCUCUCAUGGCCAGAGUGGCUCACUUCCUCAGUGAGUUCCCAGAGACUGUCCCUGUCUACACCGUCAACAGGAUGUGUUCCUCUGGUCUACAGGCUCUGUUUAACAUCGCAGGAGCCAUCAGGAGUGGGUCGUAUGAUAUGGGUCUGGCCUGUGGAGUAGAGAGCAUGUCGCUGCGUGACGCUGGGGAACCAGGCGAUGUGAGCUCUAGACUUAUGGACUUCGAGAAGGCUAGAGACUGUGUCAUACCUAUGGGCAUCACCUCAGAGAAUGUGGCAGAGCGGUUCGGUGUCUCCAGAGAGAAGCAGGAUGCAUUCGCCUUCAGCUCUCAGCAGAAGGCCAGCCAGGCUCAGAAGCAGGGGAUAUUUGACCAGGAGAUUUGCCCAGUAACCACAAAGUUUGUUGACGAGGAUGGCUCUGAACGCACGGUUACCGUAACCAAGGACGAUGGGAUCCGGCCCAGUACCACGCUGGCUGGGCUGACCAAACUCCGAGGGGCUUUCAAACCUGACGGCAGCACCACCGCAGGUAACUCCAGCCAGGUGAGUGACGGUGCAGCAGCGGUGCUGGUUGGCAGGAGGUCCGUGGUGGAGUCCCUGUCUCUGCCAGUCCUGGGGGUGCUGAAGGCCAGUGCGGUGGUGGGAGUACCCCCUGACGUCAUGGGUAUCGGACCAGCCUAUGCCAUCCCUGCUGCUCUGAGGCAGGCCGGUCUGACUGUAGCUGAUAUUGAUGUGUUUGAAAUCAACGAGGCGUUCGCCAGCCAGGCUGUGUAUUGCGUGGAGAAGCUGGGGAUCGCCAUGGAGAAGGUGAACCCGAACGGAGGUGCCAUCGCCCUGGGUCACCCUCUGGGCUGCACCGGGGCCCGUCAGGUUGUCACCCUGCUCAACGAACUCAAACGCAGGGGCAGGAGGGCCUAUGGCGUGGUGUCCAUGUGUAUCGGAACAGGGAUGGGAGCUGCAGCAGUAUUUGAGUACCCUGGACCUUAGAGGGAGCUGAUCAAUAACGAUAUUGAUUAAGGGUUCACACUGUGAUGCUUCGUACACCUUUGACAGAAUCAUCUGUUGAUUAACUGUUGAGGUGUUAAUGCCCUGUCUACAGGUCGUCAGUCAUGUGAUUCAUCAGCGAGUGCAUGUUUUUUUGGAUUCCGUAUAAAUGACGGCACGAGAACGGACUGGUUAAUCAUUCUGUAGAUUACUGUAUGUUAAUGCCUUGCCAAAGUCUGGUAAAUCUUUAAGUGCCUUGCAUUUCAGGAAAGCAAUGCGCUUUGAUAUACCGCUGUACAAAUCAAUCUGUAAAUAUGUGAUUUUGCUUGAAAUUUUCAAUGUUAGGGGCUAAAAAAGUGAUAUGGAAUAACAUGGGGUAGAUUAGUUAGGUGAUGUGGAAUAACAUGGGGUAGAUUAGUUAGAAGGUGAUAUGGAAUAACAUGGGGUAGAAUAGUUAGAAGGUGAUAUGGAAUAACAUGGGGUAGAUUAGUUAGGUGAUGUGGAAUAACAUGGGGUAGAUUAGUUAGAAGGUGAUGUGGAAUAACAUGGGGUAGAUUAGUUAGGUGAUGUGGAAUAACAUGGGGUAGAUUAGUUAGAAGGUGAUGUGGAAUAACAUGGGGUAGAUUAGUUAGAAGGUGAUAUGGAAUAACAUGGGGUAGAAUAGUUAGAAGGUGAUAUGGAAUAACAUGGGGUAGAUUAGUUAGGUGAUAUGGAAUAACAUGGGGUAGAUUAGUUAGGUGAUGUGGAAUAACAUGGGGUAGAUUAGUUAGAAGGUGAUAUGGAAUAACAUGGGGUAGAUUAGUUAGGUGAUGUGGAAUAACAUGGGGUAGAUUAGUUAGGUGAUGUGGAAUAACAUGGGGUAGAUUAGUUAGAAGGUGAUGUGGAAUAACAUGGGGUAGAUUAGUUAGAAGGUGAUGUGGAAUAACAUGGGGUAGAAUAGUUAGAAGGUGAUAUGGAAUAACAUGGGGUAGAUUAGUUAGAAGGUGAUGUGGAAUAACAUGGGGUAGAUUAGUUAGAAGGUGAUGUGGAAUAACAUGGGGUAGAUUAGUUAGAAGGUGAUGUGGAAUAACAUGGGGUAGAUUAGUUAGAAGGUGAUGUGGAAUAACAUGGGGUAGAUUAGUUAGAAGGUGAUAUGGAAUAACAUGGGGUAGAUUAGUUAGAAGGUGAUAUGGAAUAACAUGGGGUAGAUUAGUUAGAAGGUGAUGUGGAAUAACAUGGGGUAGAUUAGUUAGAAGGUGAUAUGGAAUAACAUGGGGUAGAUUAGUUAGAAGGUGAUAUGGAAUAACAUGGGGUAGAUUAGUUAGAAGGUGAUGUGGAAUAACAUGGGGUAGAUUAGUUAGAAGGUGAUGUGGAAUAACAUGGGGUAGAUUAAUUAGGUGAUGUGGAAUAACAUGGGGUAGAUUAGUUAGAAGGUGAUGUGGAAUAACAUGGGGUAGAUUAGUUAGAAGGUGAUGUGGAAUAACAUGGGGUAGAUUAGUUAGAAGGUGAUAUGGAAUAACAUGGGGUAGAUUAGUUAGAAGGUGAUGUGGAAUAACAUGGGGUAGAUUAGUUAGAAGGUGAUGUGGAAUAACAUGGGGUAGAUUAGUUAGAAGGUGAUAUGGAAUAACAUGGGGUAGAUUAGUUAAGCACUAUUUGCAGUAGUAUUACUAGAGAACGUUGGUUAUGUAAUUAUUACUCUAGAAUGUCCAUUAUUCCAGAGGACGACUGGGAUGGGAUAUGUUUUUCAUAAUUCACCCCUGUAAUUCUUACUUUUUUUCAAUAAAUUCACAGUUAUGACGGAA